AUUACAAAAAUAACAUCAUAUUCCCCUAAUUUUGCUUGUUCCAUUAGUUCAGAAAGUUUCUAUAGCAGGAGAUAGUAAUUGUAAAUACACAGAAAACAAUUACAAAACCUUCACAUUCUGCAUUAUCAUAUGUUGAUCAUUUGACCCAUCUAAUUCUAUUCAAUGCUCAGAUUGCCGUUAAAGCCUUAUAGGCUACUACUUUCCAAGCCAUGCCACUCAUCUUCCACUCCUCAAGAACCAGUUAAGCUCUUAAAAUUGUCAGCUGAUACUAAGAACCUUAAAAAUGGUAAAAUAAUCCAUGCCCAUUUAAUCAUAACCAACAAAACCACAGAAAACAACAUCACUGAAAUAAAUUCUUUGGUGAAUUUGUAUGCAAAAUGUGAUGAAAUUUUGAUUGCCCGCCAAUUAUUCGAUAAAAUGCCGCACAGAAAUGUGGUUUCUUGGAGUUCUUUAAUGGCCGGAUACUUGCAUAAUGGGGGUUCACUGGAAGUAAUUAGAUUGUUUAAAGAUAUGAUUUCUCAGAACAAUGUAGCCCUGAAUGAGUACAUUUUUGCUACUGUGCUCGCUUCGUGCUCGGACAGUGGAAGAGUUGAAGAGGGUGUGCAGUGUCAUUGUUUUGCUUUGAAGUCUGGAUUGGUACUUCAUCAGUAUGUUAACAAUGCUCUAAUACACAUGUAUUCAAAGUGUUUGAGUGUGAAAGAAGCUGUCUGUAUUUGUGAUUCAAUGCCUACAACUGAUAUCUUUGCCUAUAACUCUAUUUUGACUGGGCUUGUCGAAAACGGGCAUGUGAUAGAAGGCGUAAAGGUUUUGACGAAGAUGGCGGCUGAGAAUGUUAAGUGGGAUGUUGUUACGUAUGUAAAUGUUUUCGGGCUUUGUGGUUCCGUUAAAUAUUUACCAUUAGGUUUGCAAGUUCAUGGUAAGAUGUUGAUGUCUAAUGUAAAGUGUGAUGCUUAUGUUAACAGUUCGAUAAUUAACAUGUAUGGGAGAUGUGGAGAUGCUAAGAAUGCUAGAAAAGUUUUCCAUAGAUUGCAAAAUCGAAGUGUGGUGUUGUGGACGGCAAUGAUAAGUGCGUAUUUUCAGAAUGGUUGCUUAGAGGAAGCUUUGAGUUUAUUUGCAAAAAUGAAACUUGAAGAUGUGAUACCCAAUGAAAUAACUUUUGCUGUCUUACUGGAUGCGAGUGCAGGGUUGUCUGCUCUAAGGCUUGGGCGUUUGCUACAUGCAUCUGUUGAGAAGUCAGGUUUUACGGAUCAUGUUAUCGUUGGAAAUGCUUUAACCAAAAUGUAUGCUAAGGGUGGCAUCAUUGAAUCAGCAGAUAAAAUAUUUGAAAAAAUGAGAUAUCGAGAUGUCAUUUCCUGGAAUGUAAUGAUAUGUGGAUAUUCACAUCAUGGAUUUGCUAACGAUGCCCUCCAUGUUUUUAAAGAAAUGUUAGCUGCACAAGAGAUUCCCAACUAUGUAACUUUCGUGGGCGUUCUCUCUGCGUGCAGUCAUCUCGGGAUGGUGCAAGAAGGUUUAUACUAUUUGAACUGCAUAAUGAAACAGAUUGGUAUUGAACCUGGAUUGGAGCACUAUACAUGUAUCAUCAGUCUUCUAAGCAAGGCUGGACGAUUGGAAGAUGCUUUGAACUUUAUGAGCUCUAUACCUGUAAAAUUGGAUGUUGUUGCCUGGCGUACUCUUCUUAAUGCUUGCCAUGUCCAUCAGAACCACGAUUUAGGAAAACAUGUUGCAGAACAGAUCCUACAGAUGGACUUUAAUGAUGCAGGAACUUAUACGCUGUUGUCUAAUAUGUAUGCCAAGGCAAAGAAGUGGGAUGGAGUUGUCGAGAUGCGAAAGUUAAUGAGGGAAAAAAACAUUAAAAAAGAACCUGGUGUGAGUUGGAUAGAGAUAAGAAACGCCACUCAUGUUUUUAUUUCAGAAGACAUUAAGCAUCCAGAGUAUAGUCAGAUUUAUGAGAAAAUAAAGGAACUACUGGCUAUGAUAAAGCCAUUGGGAUAUGCUCCAAAUAUUAGUUGGGUAGUGCAUGAUGUGGAGGAUGAACAAAAGGAAGAUUAUCUAAGUUUUCACAGUGAGAAGCUAGCCGUGGCAUAUGGUCUAAUGAGAAUGCCUUUAGGAUCGCCCAUCAUUGUAAUCAAGAACCUUAGGAUUUGCGAAGAUUGCCAUAUGGCAGUGAAAUUAAUUUCAAAGGUUACAAACAGGAAGAUCACCGUCAGAGAUGCUAACCGCUUCCAUCAUUUUCAAAAUGGAUUGUGUUCUUGUGCUGAUUAUUGGUGAUACUUUGAUGUACGAUUUACUGUAUAAAGAUUGAUUGGAUGUUUAAACACCUACUGGUUACGAAAACCAUGUUAGGCUCCAUGCGACCCAGAGAAAUUCUAGCUUGUUGGAGUUCCUCAAUAUAUUGAGGUUGAUCUUUACUUCUGAUUUGCUCCUGCAAGUUCAGAAAGAUUAGAAGGCUACAAAGCAAUCACAAUUCCAUAUGAGGAAGAAAAGGAAAAUCAAAGAUCCCUGUAUGCCCAACUCGAGGCAAUGGCUGACAUGAAAUUCACAUACGUUGCUACCUGUCAAAAUUAUGGAAACCAGAAGCAGUAUGGAGAUCGUCAUGCAACAGAUAAUCUUAAUUUGACGGUUAACAAUCUCUCGCUUCAUGUUUCAUAUUAUUGACAUGGUUGAAGAACGAGAAGGUGGAAAAGUUCAGAAGAUUUACUACUUUGUUUUGGUCAAAGCUUCUGAUAAUCUCGAUCAGGGAAAUACAUCGUAUAGACUUGCCAGGAUCAGCAAAAAUCGGUGAAGGAAAACCUGAAAAUCAGAACCAUGCCAUCAUUUUUACUCAUGGAGAAGCUCUUCAAGGCAUUGAUAUGAAUCAGACAUCAGAAAUUGGAUCUGCAACAUUGAACAGCAUGCUUCUGAUAAUGUAAACAAGAUUCUGGUGGGGAACAAGGCUGACAUGGACGAAAGCAAAUGGGUAUUCUUGUAUUUCAGCAUUGUUAUUUUAUUGGCUUAUACUUGCCAUUUUCUUAUUGGUUACUCACAAUUUUCAUUUGCUAUUGUUGCUGGUUUAUCUACUCGUGAAUAAUUUUGUGUGUCGGAGAUCAAAUUAGCUUGUUCUAUUUAAGUCUAUAGCCGGACACUAUUAAGCUCUCUCUUUUUCUUUCAUUUGGCAAUGUUGGUUCAUCCGCAGGUUCAGCUCGUAAAUUAAAAUUUCUCUAGAGAACAAAUUCACUUGUCAGUCAAGUUUAUAGCGGCAAGCUGUUGAGGGCUCUCUCUCAGAUUAUCUUAACCUCGUGUUUCUCAUUUAUCGCCAUUGUUUUUCUUAGGUGGUGCCGACAUCCAAGGGCCGAGCACUUGCUAAUGAAUAUGGAGUCAAGUUUUCCGAAACUAGUGCAAAGACAAAUGUCAAUGUCGAGCAAGUUUCCUUUUCAAAAGCGAGGGAUAUAAAUCAAAGGCUUGCUGAUACAGUCUCGGAGAGUUCGGUAAUUGAAACUGUUUUACAGCAAAUUGAAGAAGAGGAAAGAAAAACAAAAAUCUAACUCUUGAGAAUUUUUGUUAUGUGAUGUUUCAGCCUACAACAUUUAAGAUCAAUCAACCCGACCAGGCUGGUGGGGCCGGUCAAGCUGCGCAAAAAUCAGCAUGCUGUGAAUUUUAAGUGCAGAAUAUUAUUUAGUGAGGGCAUUAAUUGCAGGUGACACCUUGUCUGAAAAAAACAAAGAAAACUAAUUGUGAUUACUAGACAAUGAAGGCUUGAAACUUUUCGUUUUUAUUAUUCUUUUAAAUGAUUUUAGUGUGUUUAUAACUAGCAAAAACAUUGUGGCUUAACAGUUGUGCAUCAUGUAGCACACUUUGUGCGUGGUAUUUUCUGA
Mercurialis annua (annual mercury) is the source of this 3851-nucleotide messenger RNA. Its product is annotated as pentatricopeptide repeat-containing protein At5g39680. Lineage: Eukaryota; Viridiplantae; Streptophyta; Magnoliopsida; Malpighiales; Euphorbiaceae. The record is from RefSeq and is a predicted model, not a curated record. Bases 163 to 2268 code for a protein of 701 amino acids. The transcript is spliced from 6 exons. Gene Ontology annotation, molecular function: RNA binding; zinc ion binding; protein binding. Gene Ontology annotation, biological process: RNA modification.